Messenger RNA from Coccinella septempunctata (seven-spotted ladybird), 8991 nucleotides. It is a transcript of the gene E(bx), whose product is annotated as nucleosome-remodeling factor subunit NURF301. The coding region runs from base 572 to 8515 and encodes 2647 amino acids. Gene Ontology annotation, cellular component: NURF complex. The transcript has 22 exons. Lineage: Eukaryota; Metazoa; Arthropoda; Insecta; Coleoptera; Coccinellidae. Gene Ontology annotation, molecular function: RNA polymerase II cis-regulatory region sequence-specific DNA binding. The record is from RefSeq and is a predicted model, not a curated record. Gene Ontology annotation, biological process: regulation of transcription by RNA polymerase II.
UUCAGAAUUUACUAAGUAUUCCAGCGCGCUUUAUAUGCGUUUAGAGAUUAUCGUGAUUAUUAACGAAAUACUUGAAAUUAUUUGUGAAUUUAUUUGAGAAACUAUAUUUUACAGUUUGCUCAUAUGAAAUUAUUAUAAAAUUGUGAAAAGUGAAUUGAAUAUUGACUGGUGAUAAAAUUAUAGUUGCAAGUUGUCAUGGCGGAUUCAUUCUCGACCAAUAGGAUCGCUGGAAGCUUCGGUUGUUAGGUGUUCUUUUUCGCUUUGCAAUACGCGUCAGUUAUCUACUUAGUACAUACUCUAGCUAGAAAUAUGUGAUUGAGAUAUCGAGUAACUUGAAGAGGAUUAAACAUGUGAAUCAUGAACAAACCUUGUGGCUUGCAGUUGUGAAAUAAUAAACAAUAAUGAAUUUUGUGUUGAUCACGUGACGUAGCCAUAGUUAUAUGGCGAGAACAUCCUAACAGCGACCAUGAAUCGUUCCAAGUGAAAUUUGACAUUCGAGUUUGUAUACAAGUUUGUUUUUGUAAUCUACCACGUGUAUAUAUCCAAUAAUAAUUGACAGAUCAUUAAAAGUAUGUCAACAAGGGGUAUGAAGAAAAGGGGGCGGCCCCCUAAGGUGCAAGUAACAGAAAGACCCCGUAAAUUCCAGAUACAUUUGCUUAAAAAGCCGAAAUAUCUUUUAAAUUACAGUAAAGGAUCAGAAUCACAAGUUAGUACACCAAAUGCUUCUAGAGCUUCUUCCCCACAUGAAAGUGAAGCCAGUAGAAGAAGUAGUAAUCGAAUAAGGAGAAAAGAUGGAUUUCGUAGUAAAAAAGGUGGUUUCUCAGGUUCAGCAUACCAACGAAGAGGAUACAAUACUACAACAGAAUAUAAUGAUACAGAAUAUCAUUAUGGUUCUGAUUUUGGAGAUGAUUCUAGUGAUAAGAGUGAAAUUGAGGACGAAAUUGGUGUCAGUAAUAGUGAUUCAGAAGAAUCAGUUGGGGAUCCUUCAAGUGAUAGUGAUUUUUCCCUUAGCAGUUUUAGCACAACUGGUGGUACAACAAGAAGGACACUUUCAGGUGCCCCUAGACCACCUACUCCAGAACCUUUAUGGCUGCAAAACAGAGAAUUGCCACAGUUGGUUCUACCAAAAUCAUCGGAUGACCUGUUGAUACCUAAAGAUAAAAUUAUGACAGCGUUAAGUGUGUAUGAAGUUCUGAGGCAUUUCAGGAAUUUGGUCAGACUUUCUCCCUUCAGAUUUGAAGAUUUCUGUGCAGCCCUAGUAUGCGAGGAUCAGAGUAGUUUACUAUCAGAGAUUCAUAUAAUGCUGUUAAAAGCGUUGUUGAGAGAAGAGGAUUCACAACAGACACAUUUUGGACCUUUAGACCAAAAGGAUAGUGUGAAUGUAUCGUUGUUUUUGAUUGACUAUAUAACAUACCCGGAAGUAUUGCGGUCAUAUGUUGAAAGUGAUAAGUCUUUUGAUCAAACUGUUUUAAAUAUCUUGACUAAUACUGAUUAUCCAUACACUACCUUAGAUGAUAGAUUGAAGGUUCUUCAAUUCUUGACUGAUCAGUUUUUAACAACAAAUCCAGUCAGAGACGAUCUUCUGAGUGAAGUUCCCAUGCACUAUGACGACCAUUGCCGGGUCUGUCACAAACUGGGAGAUUUAUUAUGCUGUGAAACAUGUCCCGCAGUUUAUCAUCUUGAGUGUGUCGAUCCCCCACUGGUCAAUGUACCGGAGGAGGAUUGGCAAUGCGGCAUAUGCCGUUCACAUAAAGUGUCGGGGGUAGUAGACUGCGUUUUAGAUGCUGAAAGACAGGGUCAACUUUCACGUCAAGAGCCAUUCGGCUAUGAUAGACAUGGAAGAAAAUAUUACUUCUUAUGCAGGAGGGUAUUUGUUGAAAAUGAAGAUGGAGAAGUAUGGUAUUAUACAACUCCAACACAAUUUGAAGAAUUGACCAAAAUAUUGGAUUCGAAAGACAUGGAGGCAUCUUUAUGCAGGGAAUUGAACGAUUUCAAAGAUGAAAUCAUAAGGCAAAUGGAACUUACAGAAAAAUUAACGAACCAGUUCAAAGGAAAUAAGAAGACCUAUUUGGAGGCUGAAAAUGCAUUCAUCAUCAAGUCGAAUAAAGAGAAGGAAGAAAAACUGGAAGCCGAAAGGAAAGAAAAAGAACGUCAAAAUGCAGAGGAUAUGGUUGCCAAGAUGCACGAAGAGGUAUCAUCAUCAGAAGUAGUCAUCGAUACCACAGAAGCCCCCGUGCCCAUGGAACUGGAUUCUGUGGAAGGCUCAGUGCAAGAUAUACUGGAGGAUAAUCCCUCGACAAAAAAUUCCAGCGAAGAUGACAAAGACAUCGUUACAACGAGAUCCAAGACUGGCUCUCUGACGCCCAGAAUGUUCAAUAUCGAAGAGCUGAGGAGACGUAAUACGGCCAUAUUGAACAGGGACGACUCAGACGACCUUUCCAGAAUGACCAGACUCAAAUCGUCCCAGAUAGCCAACGGAACGUUUCUCUAUAAGUUGGGCAUGGAGAACACGUUCAGAACUUACGUGAAUCAGUUCACGACGAAUGUGAUAGCUUUGAAUAAGCCCCAGAGGAACGAGGAGAGGGACAAGAAACGUCAUCUAUCCCACAAGUUCUCCCUGACCACAGCUUCCGAAUUCAAAUGGAUGGGAGGCCUAAGCGGCAGCAAGACCGUUCUUACGACCACAUUGAAACAGACCAUACUCCAGCUGGAACAAGCCAUCCCCUCGAGCUUCAUGCACCCCAACUGGCAUAUGCUAAAAAAGCACUGGUUGGGUAUCAUCGGCAACUGCCAACGAGCCAGGGAUUUCGCCAAAGCCCUGAUCGUGCUCCAGGCCUGCAUAAAACCGGUGGUUUUUGCUAACGUGUGGCACGAACAGUUGGGUCACAUCAAGUUAUCCAGAGUGACCGCUCAGGAGAGGGAGGAACGGAAGAAGAUUGAAAAGAGGGAGAAGAAAGAGAGGGACGAGGAGGAAGAGAGAAACAGGUUGAUAGUGACAGGAUACAUCAAGUACACCAUGAGUUUCAAGCAUCAGUUGUGGAAGCAGAAGGGGGAAGAGUAUCGUAUUCACGGUAGAUGGGGGUGGUUGUGGAACUCAACGUGUAGAGUGCUGAGGCAUGUUAAUUGUAACGAGUUGGGACUGGCGGCGGGGCCUCAGAAAUAUGUGGUACGGUUGAAGGAUGCCACGGGUGCUGUUAAAGUUGUUAAUUUGAAGGCCAAUACAUACAAACAUCUCAUCGAGGGGCUUGAGAAGGCCAACGAUGGAACCGAACAGAAUCCAGAGCUGGAAGCACUCAGGAAUAUGUCGAUAGUCCCCCCACCCGAUAAGUUCGAGAGCAUCGACGUUUCCAAAGCCCUCAGUAGCGGCGCCCGAAUAAUUUACCCAAAGGUGGCGCAAAAAUCAAAAUUGGACAAUCUCCUGGCUCGGAGGGUACUCCUGAAAGAGAUCGAAGAGAAGAGGAUACUCCAGAACAAGAACGAAGAGAGCAUAAAGGACGAGGAGGCCAUGGAUAUCGAAGAAGACAAUGACGGCGUACAAGAGGGGGGUGUGGAUAAACAACUGACGAAUAUGAUGACUGGUAAAGUUGUCUUAAGCAGUAACGCGCCUUCAACUCCUGCUAACAAAGAAAUGUUGAAUAAUAUUGCGAAAAAGAUACACUCGUUGAGGAUGCAGUAUACCACGAUUUCCAAGUUGGCUAAAGAUUUCCAGUGCUAUUCGAAAGGUUGUAACUCGAGUGGUCCGAACAGUAUCGAAACAACAUGUUACUCUCCGCUUUGCAUACAGAGGAUCAGAGUAAGGAAGGAGUUGCUGUCUCUCCUCAAAAGAGCCAAUGUUGCGGCCAAUAAUUCCCCUAAUAAAUCCGCGAUACAAGGGACCCCUUUGAAAAAACAAUCGAUACUGGAGCAAACCCUGAAAACUCCAAAUCCAAGCGCCAUAAUCAAAAAAGAGGAACCGGUAACCAACGAGAAUUUACAGAAAGAUUUGAUGAUGUCCCUGACGCAAGGUAUUAAGUACGAUGAGGAUUGCAAAGAGAUCUAUACGCCGUACGUGGGACCGAAACAAGAGAUCAAACAGGAGGACGUCGAAAUGAAAGACGAAAAAGACGCGGAUGAGAACAAAGUCGAAUUUGAAGAUUUAGACAUCGAAUCUAUGCCGCCGCCGGAGAAGAAACUGAAAAUUCUGGAGCCUAGACAACCGGGGGAAGUAACGGAUAACGGGAAGAUCAGAACGCCAGACGCUUUCGCUGGAUAUUCGUCCAGAUUGUACCAGAACCGUCGUUUUUGCAAUCAGAGACCUCUGCAUAAGAGGGAGGAGACCAAGGUCAAGGCCGAGAAAGCGGAGGACGGUACUGAUAGGGUAUAUUCCGCUGUUGCCACGGCAGGGAAGAUUUACCUGAAGAAACCUCCGAACAACACCGAAGUCAAGAAGAAGAAGCGGCUGAAUAUUAAGUAUCCGGUGUGUUCGACGUUCCAAGCUCGAAACGGGGUGAAUUCCAUCCUGAUCUUGGCCAAGCACGAGGGUAGGAAGUUGGCCAGGAACGCCGGAAGGAUUUAUAUCAACGGUUUCAACGUGUUGGCCAAGCAGAAUCACUCGGUUUGGCCCUAUCCUUGCGCGAGGCCGCUCUUCAAGACUUGUUGGAUAUAUAGAACCGUCAAUUUGAAGUCGUUAUCGGCAGCCGCCCUUCAGUUGAAAAUCUUGUGGGUGUGUCUACGUUGGGAUGACAUGCAGACAAAACCUUCGACUACGGAUGGGAAACAUCAGAUAACCACCGAAACGGAAAUAUUGACCUUGGAACUGUUGAAACACAGGUACAUCGGUCAGUUCAUGGAGAAGACUCAGUAUCUGAGAAGGAAGGUGGUCAUUCCGUUGGAACUUCCUAAAACGGUCAGAGAGGUGACGUCGAUCAGGAGCGGAUUGAGGAAGAGGAAACGACCGGAAUCGCCACAGAGCACUAACCCACAGGUGACGGAGGAGUGGGUGGACGAGGAAAAGCUGGAACUUUGGGAAAUCAAGCUUUACGGCGAUAAGCUUGAAAAGGCUAACGCUCAGGUUAUAACCAGGAGCAGAACCGGCAACCUUCCGCCGGCCAGGACCAUCAUAGACCCCUCCGACAUCCCGAACAAGGUCAUCGUCGGCAAACCCACCGCCGAGGAGAUCAAGGAGAAGAUGGAGCAGCAGCUCAGGCUUCAGAGGGCCGCCCAUCAGCAGAAACGCGCCCAAGAGGGGAAGAAUCAGGCCGGCCACAUUCUCAAGAUGGUCGGAACGACACCAGCUGCCACUACUGCAACCACGUCUAUUAAAACCACUACUACAACUACUAGUAGUAACACCUCCAUUCAGUCCAAAGAUGGUCAGAUGAAGAUCGUGAAGAACAUCGUCUUGCCCAAUCAAUCCGUCAUCACCGGCAAGAACACCUUGACGUCCCUACUGACGUCGAACAGCAAACAGCUGGCGGGUAGAAGGAUUCUGAUGACAAAGGCGCCGGACGGUACCACGAGGAUGAUAACCAGUCCGAACGUCGGGCAGAAGGGUGUGCACAACAGCCAGCAGGGUCUGAUCAAGGUCCAGACCUCCAGCGGGCAGCAGAUCCAGACGGUUCAGAUUCAGCAACCCGCAUCACCCGUUAUUAAACAAGCCGAACAACCGCAAAAGGUUCAGAUCACGAGAACGUCAGAUGGUAAACUAACCGUCAAAGGGCUGCUACCCGGCCAGCAGCUGAUACAAUAUCCCGAUGGAAAGCUGCAGGUUAUAUCGGGUGGGGUAGUUCAACAACAGCAGCAACAGCAAGCAGCCAAGGCGCCAGGGACGCCGACCGUCGCCAAACAGAUCAUUAAACCAAAUGUGUCAACUCCCGUAGGUAAGGUGGUGGUGCAGGGUAAUCAGGUGAAGUUGCCCGUGCCGCCCAGUCCGAAGACGCCCCAACAGGUGUUCAUCAAGCAGCAGCUGACGCCGGCGCAGGUCGCGCCCAAGGUCCAGAACCAGGUGGUCGUCAGCGGCAAUCAGGUUAUACAGCAGCAGGUGGUGGUCAGCGGGAACCAGGUGAUCGGGACGCCGGUGGCUCAGCAACAGGUGGUGACGAACCAGAUCAUGAUCAACAACCAGAACCUCGCACAACAGUUGGCCACUGGAAAACUCCAAGUGGCCACGAUAAACGGUCAGCAGGUGUUGAUCAGACCUACCGGCAACAACCAGGCUCAGGUCGUCGCCCAAUUGAGCGUCUCCCAAGGAAACAUACAGAACGUCGUCACUUCCACCCCUACAGUCGCUAGUCAGGUUGCCGCGCCGAUCAAACAAGUCGUCCAGCAACAACCCCAAACGCCGACUCUGCCCCAGGUUGUUCAGCAGCAGCCCCAACCCCAAAUAACCCCCAGUAAGACGGCGGACAAUCACAUAGAUGCUGCAACGAUGGAGCAGCUUUUGGUUGGCCAACCGGCCGGCACGGUGAUCAAGUGCGUGACCGCCCAAGUGAUCCAGACGCAACAAGGUCCUCGGAUAGUCCUUCAGGGAUUACAAGGAUCCGAUUUCACGCAGUCGCAGUUAGCUGCCGUGCAACAACAAGUCAAGCAGCAGCUUUUGAAAGCACAAGCAUCCACGGGAAAACAGGGGGUACUCGGACCUACCAAGAUCUACCUGGCUGUCCAACCGAGCAACCCGGAGGGUCAGACCAAUUCCCAACCCCCGCCCUUGGCGCCCGUGCAGCAGAAUUCCUCUUUCGUUCAGCAACAGGUCCAGCAGAAGGUGACGGGUUCGCAGCCGCCCCCGUUGAGCCCCCAGAAGCCUCAGAGCAAUCAGCAUUUGCUGCAGCAACUCCAACAGCAGCCAAGCGAACAGCGACAGGUGAUCGUGAACGGUCAGCAGACCCAAACGCCCGCCCUCCUGCAAGCGGUCAGAGGUACCGCGCCCAUCAGUAGCGUAAACGCGACCGCCGCCGCCCAAGACCCGACCCAGGCAGCAACCAAUCAAACGGCGACGUCGGAAACGGGCGCCGCGACGACCCAAGAACAGAACAAACAGUUUAUCGUCACUCCCGAUUACAUCCAGCAAACUAUUAAGAGCGCCCUAAAACAAGAGAACCUGAAUCCAGAAAUCGAGGAGAAACUUCUUCAACUGCAAAGGUACCAGGAACGGCAGAUGAAACAGGAACCGGAGGUUCCUGUGCCGGUCCAGAGAGUCCAGCCGCCGUUGCCCAUCACUCCGACCGUCAAUCGGUUGCCAACGACCACGCGUAAAAGACCCCUGAGCGGUUCCAGGAACGACGACGUGGACUGGGUGAUGGAGACUCCCAAGAGGAGUCGAUCCAGGACCUCAGAACACAGGAAACUGGAGGAGCCAGAAUCCGUUAUUUCCAGAGUCGAACAUCCCAGGGAGAAGGCCAUCUCCCCCAGGACCCGCGUGAAACUGAAGGAAAACCUCCAGAGCGACGACAAAAAGACGAUGAAGCCCAAAAUAAUGGCUAGCCUCCAUCGACACAAGGAGAUCCUGAAAAAGGACAUACUGCGUAAACGGGCGCUGUUGGAGCGCGAGCUCCAGUGCGAGAUUCAGAAAGAGGUGGCGGACGAACUGGCCGCCAGAACCAAAUUGGAAAGGAGCAAACAGGACGAGGUCAGAACCGGCAGUAGCAAACGUAAGGCGGCGGCGCAACCGACCACCACCCUGGUCCAGCAGCCGACACCCAGAUCCGGCAGGGGUCACAACAAGCAAAAGGCGGUGGUGCAACAGGGCACCCAGCAGAGUAACCCGAAACAGCAGAAUCAACACGUGUCGCCCACGCCCAAUAUACCGACCCAGCCGAGGAGUAACAGUUCCUCCAAAAAGGAGAAGCUGUAUUGUCUCUGCCGAACGCCCUACGACGAGACCAAGUUUUAUGUCGGUUGCGAUCUGUGCAACAAUUGGUUCCACGGUGAUUGCGUUGGCAUAACCGAGGAAAGCAGCAAGACUUUGACGGAGUUUAUAUGUCAGGAAUGCAAACAGGCCAGCGACACCCAGAAGUUGUAUUGUUUGUGUCAGCAGCCCUACGAUAACUCGCAGUUCUACAUAUGUUGUGAUAGCUGUCAGGACUGGUUCCACGGUAGAUGCGUGGGUAUUCUGCAGUCGGAGGCCGACAACAUAGACGAAUACGUGUGUCCCAGAUGUCAGACGAAUUCAAUGGUUAAUUACGCCAAUAUGAAGGAUUUGACUCAGAAAGAUUACGACGGACUGAAGAAGUUGAUUAAACAAUUACAGAUGCAUAAAAGUGCUUGGCCGUUUAUGGAACCAGUAGAUCCUAAUGAGGCGCCUGAUUAUUACAAAGUCAUCAAAGAGCCUAUGGAUCUCCAAAGGGUUGAACAAAAAAUAAACGAUCACACUUAUACCAAAUUGAGCGAUUUCAUUGGAGACAUGACGAAGAUUUUCGAUAAUUGCCGAUAUUACAAUCCGAAGGAAUCCCCCUUCUACAAGUGCGCAGAGACCUUAGAGGCAUAUUUUGUAAAUAAAAUAAAAUGCUUUAGGGAUAAACUUUAUGAAACUAACAAAUAAGAGAAUAGUUUAUAACCAGUUGAAAAUACCUUUUAUAAUUUUAAUGUAAUAAAUGGUAGGCAGGAGUUUGGGCGGAUCUCGAUCUCAGUUCAAAAAUUAGUUAUCUUUUCAGAUAUUCCGUCCAUACUUCGGAAACUUGUAAAUAAUUAGUUGUGAAUAUUCAGCAUUGAUUUUGAUUUGUUAUCCUUUAAGUGCAGGUAUAUCAAAUAUUUAUCGUAUAUGCAUUAACCACUUUUGUAUUUAUGCAAUUUCAUUUAAGGAAUUUUCUUCAUCGAGAAUAGCUACAGCAGUGACACCUAAUGUAAUGUAUUAUAUGUAUUUAUAUUUAAUCACUUAGUUAGUGCCAUCUGUAGAUAAAUUUAUAAUUGAGAGAAUUGUGUUGAGUUGUUUUUUCUGGAUUUUCAUAGAUUGGAAAUUUUUAUAUUUGAUUGGUGAACAUCGAUCAUUUUAUUGAGAAAAUAAAAUAUUUACAUAGA